Messenger RNA from Cannabis sativa, 3305 nucleotides. RefSeq names its product probable LRR receptor-like serine/threonine-protein kinase At1g07650. Lineage: Eukaryota; Viridiplantae; Streptophyta; Magnoliopsida; Rosales; Cannabaceae. Gene Ontology annotation, molecular function: protein kinase activity; protein binding; ATP binding. The coding region runs from base 49 to 3042 and encodes 997 amino acids. The record is from RefSeq and is a predicted model, not a curated record. Gene Ontology annotation, biological process: protein phosphorylation. The transcript has 24 exons.
AUAUAUAUUGUAUAUAUUUAUUUUGGUUUUGUUAUCAUUUUCAGCAAUAUGGCUUCAAAAAAUUUUAGAGUGUUAUUGUUUCUACUCUUCUUGGCACCAUUUCAAUGCAAAGUCCAAGCUAGUACUACUACUCUUCCACUUGUUGAAGUGGAAGCCAUUAAAGAAAUAGCUGAACAACUACACAAGAAAGAUUGGAACUUCAGUGACCCUUGUAGUAACCAAACAACUAUUGAUACCCCACACACAGAACAGUACAAAAAUGUUGUCAUCUGCAAUUGUACAAUCUCUGCUAAUACAUGCCAUAUCCAAAGCAUUUAUUUUAUUGGACAAGAUCUUGAUGGUGAGCUUCCAUCAUCACUAUGGAAGCUACCUCACCUUAAACAAGUUAAUUUUGACAGGAACAUCCUUAGUGGUUCAAUACCAAAAGAGUGGACUUUGAAUAAAUUGGAAAGCUUGGGCAUUAGUGCAAACAAUUUAUCAGGACCAAUUCCAAGCUAUUUAGGAAACAUAACUACUCUCAUACAAUUGGGCAUGGAGAGUAACUUGUUUUCCGGAACUAUUCCCUCUGAGCUUGGAAAAUUGGUGAACUUGGAAUACUUAAAUCUUAAUGCAAACAAUCUCACUGGAGAGUUCCCUUUGGCUCUAACUAAUCUCACCAAGUUAACUACACUUAGGAUUAGUAGUAACUACUUCACAGGAAGGAUGCCUGAGUUUACCAAUUGGAAACAACUUCAGAACUUAGAGAUGGAAGCAAGUGGUUUCAAAGGGCCAAUCCCUUCUAGUAUUUCUAAUUUGGACAAGUUAACAGAAUUAAGGAUUACUGAUUUAAAUGGGGAGAGCUCAGAUUUUCUAGACUUGAGAAACAUGACAAAUAUACUUAAAGUGAUGAUGAGGAGCUGUAAAUUAAGAGGAAACAUUCCUAGUUAUAUUAGUAAUUUGACAAAGUUAACUAUCUUAGAUCUUAGCUUCAAUAAACUAGAAGGGGAGGUUCCAAAUUUCGAAAAUGUAAUGCAAUUGGGAAAAGUGUACUUAACAAGUAACUUACUCAGUGGACCAAUUCCAAAUUGGAUCACUAUCAAAGAUACUAACUACCAAAUAGAUAUUUCUUACAAUAAUUUUACUGAGACAUCCGAACCAUCGAGUUGUCGCGAUACUUUCAAUCAUUUUCGGAGCCCAUCUGGACAGAAAAACAACUCAAUUCUGAACAAGUGUUUGGCUCCAUGUUCAAAAGAUCAUUAUUCAUUGCAUAUAAAUUGUGGUGGAAAACAAACUACCAUUGGAGGCAUCAAGUAUGAAGGAGAUGAGGAUUUAGUAGGAGCUGCGAAAUUCGUCCAAUACUCACCAACUUGGGGAUUAAGCAACACUGGUGAUUUUUGGGAUGUUAAUAACAAAGCAUCAGACUACAUAGUAAACAAUGUCUCUGUAUUAAGAAUGAACAAUUCCGAGCUCUACACAACAGCACGAAUCUCCCCUCUUUCGCUAACUUACUAUGCUCGGUGCUUAGCAAAUGGAAAUUACACUGUCAAACUUCAUUUUGCUGAGAUAGUAGUAACAAACAACAGAUCAUAUUACAGCUUUGGAAGGCGAAUAUUUGAUGUUUAUGUUCAGGAAAAAUUGGAGUUGAAAGAUUUCAACAUUGAAAAGGAAGCUAAUGGUGUUGAUAAGGAGUUUAUCAAAGUAGUUAAGGCUGUUGUGAGUUAUAAAACACUUGAGAUUCGAUUCCAAUGGACCGGGAAAGGGACGAGGAAUAUUCCAAAGCGAGGAAUGUAUGGUUCUUUAAUAUCAGCUAUCUCAAUUGAAUCUGAUUUCAAACCUCCAAAAGAGAAAAAAGACAUGAAGUUCAUCAUUAUUGGAGUGGUUUUAUCUUUUUGCCUUGUUUUCAUAACUAUAGGUAUUGUUUGGUGGAAAUGCUAUUUGAGAAGAAAGGAAUCAAGGGAUGAAGUUCUAAGAGGACUAGAUCUCCAAACUGGUUUCUUUACCUUUAAGCAAAUUAAAUCUGCAACUAACAACUUUGAUGCUGCAAACAAAAUCGGAGAAGGUGGAUUCGGAUCAGUCUACAAGGGUGUGCUAUUAGAUGGAACUAUUAUUGCGGUUAAGCAACUUUCUUCAAAAUCGAAGCAAGGAAAUCGAGAAUUUGUUAACGAAAUAGGCAUGAUUUCUGCAUUACAACACCCAAAUCUUGUCAAAUUGCAUGGAUGUUGCAUCGAAGGAAAGCAAUUGUUGUUGGUUUAUGAAUACAUGGAGAACAAUAGCCUUGCAAAUUUGUUAUUUGGUACCGAAGAAGAUAGAGAGAAACUAGACUGGAAGACAAGGCAAAGAAUAUGCAUAGGCAUUGCAAGAGGUCUUGCUUUCCUUCAUGAGGAAUCAACAAUAAAAAUUAUACAUAGAGACAUCAAAGCUACAAAUGUACUACUAGAUAGGAAGCUUACACCGAAAAUAUCAGAUUUCGGUCUAGCCAAACUAAAUGAAGAGGAAAACACUCACAUCAACACCAGAGUUGCUGGAACUAUAGGAUAUAUGGCACCAGAGUACGCAUUAUGGGGUUACUUAACUGAUAAAGCAGAUGUAUACAGUUUUGGAGUUGUGGCAAUGGAAAUCGUAGCCGGUAAAAAGAACACGAGAUAUCACCCGGAUGAAAACUUUGUGUGCCUUCUAGAUUGGGCCAUUUUCUUACAACAAAAGGGAAAUCUAAUGGAACUUGUUGAUCCAAAAUUGGGAACUAAAUUCAACAAAGAAGAGGCAAAAAGAAUGAUUGAAGUUGCUCUUCUAUGCACUAACCCCUCACCAGCGCUUCGUCCUGCAAUGUCAACCGCGGUGAGCAUGCUUGAAGGCCGAAUUCCUGUUCUUACUUUGAGCUUGCAACCAAGUGUUCAUGGUGAUCAAUCAAGAUUCCAAGCCUUGAGUGAAUACAUGGAUCAUUUGAGAGACACAAAUUCAGAAGCUUAUAAGCUUUUCUCUAGCUAUUCAUCAUUUUCUACAAGGACUGGCUCUUCCUCUGCAUCAGACUACCCUGUUUCAUCAAAUCAGUCUUUAAAGUCUUAAUUCUCAUUAUAACCAAUUAGCAAAAGUCUCUUAAGCCAUCCAAUAUGGUGUUUUGAUCACAAUAUGGUGUUUAAGUUAUAUAUAUAGUUAUUUGUGAUUGGCUUCACAAUCAUCUCUUUUUACUAAGAAUAUAAGUUAGUUAGGAGUUAGGUGGUAGUUAAGUCUGUUACUCUAACAGAUUUGUCUUGGUCAUUUUGCUUAUGUUAUCAAAGAUUCAGAGGUAUUUAAUUAGUAUUGUUAUUGGGUACCGGUGGCGCCUAGCA